AUGUUCAGCAAGGCUCUUACCUCGGCCAUCGUGGCCCUCGCUGCCACCCGCAUGGUCUCGGCCCAGACCUUCACUGACUGCGACCCCCUCGAGAAGGAAUGCAGCCCUGAUGCUGCCUUUGGCAAGAAUGGCGUGAGCUGCGACUGGACCAAGGGCGACUGCAAGGCCUUUGAGGAGCUCCCAGGAACCACCGUCUCCUACGACGGCAAGGGUGCCCUCUUCACAAUCGAGAAGGAGUCCAACGCGCCCACCAUGGCCACCCACAAGCGCAUCUUCUUUGGCCGCGUCGACGUCGAGCUCAUCGCCGCCGCUGGACAGGGCAUUGUCACCUCGCUCGUCUUCGAGUCGGCUGACCUCGACGAGAUUGACUGGGAGUGGGUUGGCGGUGACAAUGAGCAGGUCCAAACCAACUACUUUGGCAAGGGCGAUACCACAACCUACGACCGUGGCGCCUACCACCCCGUCUCCAGCCCCCUGACCACUGCCCACACGUACUCGAUCGACUGGACCAAGGACCGCAUCAACUGGGAGAUUGACGGUGCGGUCGUCCGCACCCUGACCUACGAGGAGGCCAAGGGCGGCUCGCGCUACCCCCAGACCCCCAUGGAGAUCAAGAUCGGCACCUGGGUCGCCGGCGGCAAGAACAGUGCCAAGGGUACCGUCGAGUGGGCGGGUGGUUACACCGACUUCGACAAGGCCCCCUUCAACGCCUACUACAAGUCCAUCUCCAUUGUCGACUACGCUGGCGGUGAUGCCCCCUGCACCGACGACAUCAAGGAGUACGUCUGGACCGACCACUCUGGCUCCUGGGAGUCGAUCAAGGUGGUCAAGGGCGACGGGUCCUCUGACGAUUCCAAGGACGAGCAGGACGACUCCGAGGAUGACGAGGAGACCACCACGUCGGCGACCAAGUCCAAGACCAAGACCGCUGUCAAGACCUCCACCUCCGAGGAGGCCUCCUCCUCCGCUGAGUCCACCGCUGAGGCAUCCUCCACCCCCGUCUCUGUCACCACCAUGACCACCGUGAGCGCUACCCCCACGCCCACCGAGGAGGCCACACACAGCACCACCGAGACCGCUGAGGAGACCACCGCCGACGGGUCGGAAGAGGCCACCACCACCGGCGCUGCUGAGCCCAGCACCAUCCCCGACUCGGAUGGCGCUGCUGCCGGCGUCCUCGCCAACUUUGGCCGCGUCGCCUUUGCCGGUGCCGCUGCCGUCGCCGCUGCCCAGCUCUUCUAA
Emericellopsis cladophorae is the source of this 1242-nucleotide messenger RNA. RefSeq names its product glycosidase-like protein. Bases 1 to 1242 code for a protein of 413 amino acids. Gene Ontology annotation, biological process: fungal-type cell wall organization; carbohydrate metabolic process. The record is from RefSeq and is a predicted model, not a curated record. Gene Ontology annotation, molecular function: glycosyltransferase activity; hydrolase activity, hydrolyzing O-glycosyl compounds. Gene Ontology annotation, cellular component: fungal-type cell wall. The transcript is spliced from 2 exons. Lineage: Eukaryota; Fungi; Ascomycota; Sordariomycetes; Hypocreales; Bionectriaceae.